AUGACUGCUACUUCGACACCCGAUGGCGAGACCAAGGAAGGUUUCUCAGCUACGCAACACACGCACACUCUAGAGACUGGCUUGGCACCAGAGGGUCAGGUAGACGAUGCUCUCCCGAAAGAUACGACCCACUACGGAUGGCGAUUUUGGAUGAUUAUCCUCAGCCUGUGCUUUACUUCCCUUCUUACCGCAAUUGAAGCCACUGUUACCGCCACAGCGCUCCCCAGUAUCGCUCAUGAGCUGGAUUCUCGCGAACUCUAUGUGUGGUUCGUUAACGCACUGUUUCUCUCUAGCGCGGUCGUACAGCCAUUAUUCGGACAGCUGGCCGACGUCUUUGGUCGCCGAUGGCCUAUCAUAUUCACAGUUGCUGUAUUUGCGCUUGGCAGCGGUAUUGCUGGAGGUUCGACAUCCGCUGGAAUGCUCAUCGCUGGACGCACACUUCAAGGCGUCGGUCUUGGAGGUGUCAACAUGCUUAUCGACAUUAUUGUGUGCGAUCUAGUUCCACAGCGAAAGCGCGGCACUGUCAUGGGGGUCGUUUUCGCCUUCUUCGCUGUUGGCUCGUCGCUGGGGCCUUUUGUGGGGGGUAUACUGGUCGAUAGAGCCUCCUGGCGUUGGGUCUUCUACAUCGGUCUUCCCGUAGCUGGUGUCUCUCUGAUGUUCUUGAUCGCCUUCUUGCAAGUUCAGUACGACAAGGAAAUGGCCUUAAAGAACAAACUCAAGCGACUCGAUUACACCGGGAACGUCAUCCUCACGUUAUCCAUGGUAUCCAUCUUGAUUGCCUUAACCUACGGAGGAACACUUUGCCCAUGGUCGUCUUGGCGUACAAUCGUGCCUCUCGUUCUAGGGCUUCUCGGAUUGAUCGGGUUCCACAUAUAUGAAGCAAUUGGUGGUCAGAAGGAGCCGGUUGUUCCUGCAAGGCUUUUCACCAACCGUACCUCGCUUACUGGCUUUGUACUAGUCUUUGUCCACGGCAUGAUACUCUACUGGAUAACCUACUUCCUACCACUGUACUUCCAAGCAGUAUUGUUAAGUAGUCCCACCCGGUCGGGCGUUCAGUUUUUGCCUACUGUCAUCGUAGUGCUCCCUUUCGCGAUCAUUGCUGGUGGCUUGGUCACUGCUACUGGCCGUUACAAACCGCUGAACAUUGUGGGCUUUGCCCUUAUGACUCUUGCCGCGGGACUUUUCACCAUGCUUGAUUCUGCCUCAUCGAUGGCUGAAUGGGUAGUCUUUCAAAUCAUAGGAGCCGCUGGUAUUGGACUCGUAACCACCUCAACUCUCCCAGCUGUACAGGUCAGUCUUCCUGAAAGCGACGUCGCUUCCUCAACCGCUACGUGGGGUUUCCUCCGUAGUCUCGGCUCAAUAUGGGGAGUUUCGAUUCCAGCGGCUAUCUUCAAUACGCGUUUUGGAGAGCUGUCCAAUCAGAUCACCGACGAGAAUGUACGAGCACUGUUGCAGAAUGGUAUGGCAUAUGAGAGAGCCUCGGCUGCUUACAUUGGCGCAUUUACGGAGCCGACACGCUCCGAACUCAUCCAAACAUACCAAGGUGCACUCAAGACUGUUUGGCAGGUUCUCAUCGCGUUUUCGGCUUUGGGAUUUCUAGCAACGUGGUUUCUCAAAGAAAUCAAGCUCAAGGACACUAUAAAGACGGAGUUUGGUCUCGAAACCAAAGAUGAAGCGAAGAAAUGA
This is a messenger RNA of Alternaria arborescens, 1686 nucleotides long. RefSeq lists its product as hypothetical. The record is from RefSeq and is a predicted model, not a curated record. NCBI's taxonomy places the organism in Eukaryota, Fungi, Ascomycota, Dothideomycetes, Pleosporales, Pleosporaceae. Gene Ontology annotation, molecular function: transmembrane transporter activity. The coding region runs from base 1 to 1686 and encodes 561 amino acids. Gene Ontology annotation, biological process: transmembrane transport. The transcript has 2 exons.